AUGACAAAAAAUGAUAGUAAAUCAAUGAUAUCAACGAAAGUACUUAUUGAUUGUCUUAAACAUUUUCAAAAACAUCCAGAACAAUUUCCGUUUGAUUUACGUGCAAAAUUUUGUAAUUGUACUAAAUCUAAACAUUUGAAAUAUUCAAAAAAUCAACAUAAAAUAAAUACAAAGAAAAUUAUUCAUCAACAAUCAAAUGAAUUUCUAUCAAGAGAAAAUAAAUCAAUAAAUAAUUUAAAAUAUUUAACAACUAUUACUGAACAAUUAAAAGAUAUAUUACAACAAAAAUUAAAAUCACAAUUAAUAUUAAAUGAUAAUCAAAUAUUAUCAAAUUAUAAAAGACAAGAUCAAAAUAAUGAUAUUAUAAAAACAAUUAAUUAUCUAAUUCAUCAUCCAGAUAAAAUUCUAAUAAAAGCUAUAAAUCGUUUAUGUAAAAUUGCAACUAGUCAUUCUAUUGAUCAAUGUAAAUCAAAAAAUUCAACUCCAAACCUAAUCGGACAAGUUGAUGUAUCUGAUGGUUUUAAUCGAAAAGUAUCUUUACAAACGAAUGAACAACAAAUGUUUUCAGAACAAAAAUUUAUUAAACAUCAACCAAUUCCUUUGAUAAUGUUUCAUUUAUGUUGUCCUCCGGAUAUGAUUCCAUUGACAUCAAAAGUUGCUACACGACUUGGUAUUAAUAUCAAUAUGAUAAAUCAACAAUCACAGAAUAAAUUAAAUGAUAUGAUUAUCAAUAAUACAACAUCUUCAAUUAUUAAGAAUACAAAUUGA
This is a messenger RNA of Rotaria sordida, 768 nucleotides long. Lineage: Eukaryota; Metazoa; Rotifera; Eurotatoria; Philodinida; Philodinidae. The record is from the annotation of a GenBank genome assembly.